Molecule: messenger RNA, 4506 nt
Organism: Amblyraja radiata (thorny skate)
Lineage: Eukaryota; Metazoa; Chordata; Chondrichthyes; Rajiformes; Rajidae
Gene: elfn1a
Product: extracellular leucine-rich repeat and fibronectin type III domain containing 1a
Exons: 2
Coding region: 355-2718 (787 amino acids)
Cellular component (GO): plasma membrane
Molecular function (GO): protein binding
Source: RefSeq, a predicted model, not a curated record
AAGAUGAACAGUAUCCUGCCUUGGUCUUACUUCAGUGAGAUUGGAAACUCUUCAAUAAGACAGCCAGCUCUGUGGAUCUGAGGACAACCAGGACAAGCUGUUGAAACUAACUCAAGGAAUGUAUGCGAAUGGGGCACAGUCCACAAAAGAAUUCAAAGAGAACUUUGUGCAGAGACAAACUGGACAAGGAAAUUGGCAUGAAAUGUACAAGCAAGGAAAAGAACUCCAUCUCAGUUCAAUAACUAGCAUUUCUAACCAAAAUGAAUAAACUUGAGCCCUGCAGAAUAUCUCAACUUGUUUAGCAGUUGCUGCUAUCACUAAGUCUUUGCCCUCAAGUCCUCGGAGCAGACGGGGAUGGCUCUGCACAGCCUCGCUCUCUGGGUCUGCCUCGCAUCGCUGAUGAAUGCUGUUGGUGUUUCUGGUGACUGCUGGCUCAUCGAAGGAGAGAAAGGAUUUGUUUGGCUGGCAAUCUGCAGUCAAAACCAGCCCCCUUACGAAUCCAUCCCUCAGCACAUCAACAGCACCAUCGUGGACCUCCGUCUGAACGAGAACAAGAUCAGAAGUGUCCAAUAUUCAUCGCUCAACAGGUUCGGCAACCUGACAGAACUCAACCUGACCAAGAAUGAGAUCUCCUACAUCGAGGACGGAGCCUUUUCCGCCCAGUACAACCUGCGCGUUUUGCAGUUGGGCUUCAACAAGCUUCGGAACAUCACCGAGGGCAUCCUGCAUGGACUGGGCAGGCUGGAGUACCUCUACCUCCAGGCCAAUCUCAUCGAGGUGGUGAGUCCAAACUCCUUCUGGGAGUGUCCCAACGUGAUGAACAUCGACCUGUCCAUGAACAGGCUGCAGUCGCUGGAAAGCACCACCUUCCUAGGCCUCGGCAAACUCUCCACCUGCGAGCUCUACGGAAACCCCUUCUACUGCUCCUGCCAGCUCCUGGGCUUCCUCAAGUGGCUGGUGCAGUUCAACAACGCCACCAGGAACUACGACCGGAUGCAGUGCGAGUCCCCGUCCCUCUACGCGGGCCAAGCUUUGCUGAGCCAGAGCCAGACUCGGAGCGCCUACAGUUUGCUGGUCUCGUCCUGCGGUGACAUCUACACCCUGGACCCCAAGCAUUUGCCCACACGAGCUCCCCCCAGCACAGCUCCCUCAGAUAGCCCCUGUGGGGGCGAGGACUGCUCCUCGGGAGAUGAUGCCACUCCAAUGAUAGCCUUCCAUUCCCCCACCCAUGAAGCUCAGGCUCCGGUGAUCAAGGUGGAGAAGGUCACCUAUACGACCGCCACCUUGUUGGUCCAGAUACCCCGGCCCUUCAGUAAGAUGUACAUCCUGGUGCAGUACAACAACAGCUUCUACGCUGACAUAAAGAAGCUGCAAACGGAUCAAGAGGUGAUUAGGCUGGAUCGGCUGCAGCCCCACACGGCCUACACCUACUGUGUGGCAUCCAUCCGCAAUGCCUUAAGGUAUAAUCAGACAUGCAUCACCUUCUCCACAGGGAUCGAGCGGGCGAGGGGCACUGUGCCCCCACCGUCCACCGCCACCCACUACAUCAUGACCAUCCUUGGCUGCCUCUUCGGCAUGGUCAUAGUGCUGGGCUUUGUGUACUACUGCCUGCGCAAGAAGAGGCAGCAGGAGGAGAGGCACAAGAAGGCCAGCGGGAUGACCAAGGCCAUCAUCGAGCUGAAGUACGGGGCGGAGAUGGAGGCCAGCGCCAUCUCCCAGCUGGCCCACAAGGGCCCCCCGCCCUGCGAGGCCACACCCAGGUCGCCAUUCCUGCCGUCGCCGGGGGGGCCCGAGCACCACAAGCCGCAGGAGCUGAGCGAGACGCCCAAGGCCACCAAGGGGAACUACAUCGAGGUGAGGACGGGGGAGCACACCGGCCUGCGGGAUCCCGAGGGAGGAGGAGGAGGAGGAGGAGGAGGAGGAGGCCAGGGGCGGAGUUCGGUCGCCGAGAUCUCAACCAUCACCAAGGAGGUGGACAAGGUGAACCAGAUCAUCAACAACUGCAUCGACGCCCUGAAGUCAGAGACCAGCUCCUUCCAAGGCGGCAAAUCCGGGGGUGCCGUCUCAAUGGAGCCUCAGGUGCUGAUGAUCACCGAGCAGGCCCAAGGCAAGCCAGCCCUCCUGUCUCCUCUCUCUCAAGAGAGCUACCACCCUCUGCAGAGGCACAGCAGCGUGGAGGCCGCGCCCAAACGUCCCAGUACCUCGUCCAGCGGCUCCGCACGGAGCCCCAGAUCCUUCCGCUCGGAGGGCUCGGCGCCGGCCCACGCCUGCAGGUCCGAAGCCCAGUACAUCGAGAAGACGUCUCCAGUCGCGGCCGACAGCCCCGGGGCAGUCCCGCGGGCGCAUCAACGCAGCGAGCACCGGCACACGUACCCGAGCCGGCGGCAGGGCGAGCAGUCGGCCGCGGAGGGGCCCAGCGGCCACAGCAAGUCCUUCAUCCUGGAGCCGCUGAGCCGAGGCCGCAGGGACGUGGCGUACUCGCAGCUGUCGCCCCAGUACCACAACCUCAGCUACUCCUCCAGCCCCGAGUACACCAGCAAGCCGACUCCGGGCAUCUGGGAGCGCUUCAAACUGCACAAGAAGAGGCACAAAGAGACGCAGGAAGAGUACGUCGCCGCGGGCCAUGCCCUGAGGAGGAAGGUGCAGUUUGCCAAGAAUGAAGACUUGCACGACAUCCUCGACUACUGGAAGGGUGUCUCCAACCAGCACAAGUCCUGAGUCUUUGACGCAUUCAGACUAACAUUGGACCAAAAGACCCAAAAACUUUAUAGCUGCUGUUUUUAACCUGAUCAGUUCACCUGUUCAUAAGAACUUUAGCCUCUAUCACAUGUCUGUGCACCAAAAUCUUCCAAACUGAACUCUAUAACCUGUACAAAGGAUUUCAUUUUUUAUCGCGCACAUAUAAUAUAUAAAUAUAUAUACACCCAGAAGCCUUGGAAUAUCAGAUAUAAUUUAUCGCAUGACUCUCUCCUGUAACUGUGACUCACUGUGGUGUACAUGGGGCAUUGUUCGUUGUACAGUGCACACUGUGACUGGACUGUACUAUGUAAUUGUAGCUCACACACUGCUCACACCCUGCGUUAUACAGUAAUAUUUACCAGUUAAACCCCUCCUUCCCUGGAGUUCUGUACAGAUAAAUUUCUAUAUUUGCAAUGAUGUUUCUGGGUUUUUUUCACCUGUUUGUACCAGGUUUUAACCGUGGGUUUUACAGAACAGUUUGUUUGAUUUCCGAUGAAUGUCUGAGCACUGACCGCAAGCAUUGGAUAAAACUGGACUGACAAAAAUGAGAUGAACUGAAUGGUUUCUUCUGUCGCAUUAUCACUGGUCCAAGCCACUGGCUCUCUCAGUGAGAGGAUAUUGUCAGUGAGGUAAAGAGUGCUUUGAUAGGGCUGAACUGUGGACUUUCACAGCCUCAUAAUGUUUCAGUGUCAAUGUGCUCCAGCACAUUGUAAAUUGAGUGCCAUACAUAGCACUAGUCUCAUUGUUAUAGAAAAGGACACAGGGGCAGUGGAAAUGGUGCAAAGAAGGAAUCAAAAGGGCGAUACCAGAAAUGAAAGCAAAAUACUAGUUAGAAAAGAUAGAACUGAUUGAACGAGGAAGUGGCAAUCCAAAGAAGGUACUCGAUGGGGCAUGUGUAGAGUUACUGAAAAUUGUAAGUCAUAAAUAUGGUAGUAAGUCCAAAAAGGGAGUUCAAGGGACAUUUGUUUCUUCUGGUGCUGAGGUGGGGACUCCAGAACUAGUGGUCAUAAAUACAAUAGUUAUGAAUAAAUCCAAUGGAGAAUUCAGUAGGUACCGGCAUUCGAAGGGUGUGAUUAAAAUUUGGAACACACACAACCCUAUAGAGGAGUUAAAAUUAAUAGCACUGAUGCAUUCAAGGGGAAGUUAGAUAAGUCUGCAAGGGAGAAGGCAGUGGAAGAUGAACCAUCACGUGGAAAGAUAAAAGGCUGAAAGGAAACAUGGAGCAAAAACAUAAUGGAUCAGUUGGGAUAAAUGGCAUAUUUCCAACAUGUUAAUACUUUGUAAUCAUUUGCAAUAAAUUGCCCCAUUUUCCUUUCCAAUUGAAUUUUACCUUUCUGUCUGUCUAAAGAUAAUUUUACCCGCAUGCUCCUCCCAUAUCGCUCAACAUCCCUUUACUCUGAGGCCACUCUGAUAUUUAAGGUGCUGUUACUAGGUGCUAUAUUGAAUAUUCACAUUCACUAUUAAGGUGCUGUCACCAGCAAAUCCCAAGAUAAUAAAGAUAAAAUCAGGAUUUGCAGUUCAAUAUUGCCUUUCGCAGCCUCGAUGUUUCAUUGUCAGUCGCACUGAACUAGUCACUGUUGCAAUGUAGAAAGCAUGACAGCCAAUGUUGGGGGCAUAUGAAGAUCCCAAGAAGUAGCAGUCAAGUAAUGGCCAGAUGGAAGCGUGGGGCCAAGUAACAGAAAGACAUAGGAUACUAAAUAUGUUUUGACCUGAUGGAUUUUGAGAAGCUUCGUCUUGUGGAAGAAUUAAAAACAAACGAGUCAUUGU